AUGUCGGUGGUGGGAAUUGAUCUGGGCUUUCAGAGCUGCUACGUAGCGGUUGCCCGAGCCGGAGGAAUCGAGACAGUGGCGAAUGAGUACAGCGACCGCAGCACCCCGUCCUGUAUUUCGUUUGGCCCUAAAAACAGAUCUAUUGGAGCAGCUGCAAAAAGCCAAGUCAUUUCCAAUGCAAAGAAUACUCUGCAAGGCUUCAAAAGGUUUCAUGGCCGGGCCUACACUGAUCCCUUUGUGCAGGCUGAGAAGCCAGGUCUGGGCUAUGAAGUUGUGGAGCUGCCAACAGGCUCGGCUGGCAUAAGGGUCAUGUACUUGGAAGAAGAAAAGAACUUCACCAUGGAGCAGGUGACUGGCAUGCUGCUCACCAAACUUAAAGAAACAGCAGAAAGCGCCUUAAAGAAACCUGUAGUUGACUGUGUUAUUGCUGUUCCAUGCUUCUUCACUGAUGCAGAGAGGAGGUCUGUAAUGGAUGCCACACAGAUCGCGGGGCUGAAUUGUCUACGACUGAUCAAUGAAACUACUGCAGUUGCUCUUGCCUAUGGAAUUUAUAAGCAAGAUCUGCCUGCUCCCGAGGAGAAACCAAGGAUUGUAGUGUUUGUGGACAUGGGCCACUCUGCGUAUCAAGUGUCUGUCUGUGCUUUUAACAAGGGAAAACUCAAGGUUCUAGCUACUGCCUUUGAUCCAUGUGUGGGUGGAAGGAAAUUCGAUGAUGUUUUGGUUAGUUAUUUCUGUGACGAGUUUGGCAAGAAGUAUAAGCUGGAUAUAAAGUCGAAGAUAAGGCCUGUACUGCGGCUUGCCCAGGAGUGCGAGAAACUCAAAAAGUUGAUGAGUGCGAAUGCCUCAGAACUGCCAAUCAAUAUUGAAUGUUUUAUGAAUGACAUCGAUGUCUCUGGCUCUAUGAACAGGGGUCAUUUUGAGGAAAUGUGUGAGAGUCUGCUGUCUCGAGUUGAACCUCCACUCCGCAGCGUCCUAGAGCAAGCCAAACUUAAGAAAGAAGAUAUUUAUGCCGUUGAGAUAGUUGGUGGUGCCACACGAAUCCCAGCCGUUAAGGAGCGAAUAAACCGUUUCUUCGGUAAAGAAGUUAGCACCACGUUGAAUGCUGAUGAAGCAGUAGCCAGAGGCUGCGCAUUACAGUGUGCUAUUCUGUCUCCGGCUUUUAAAGUUAGAGAGUUUUCCAUCACUGAUCUGGUACCUUACCCGAUAUCCUUAAAGUGGAAUUCUCCAGCGGAGGAAGGUCUAAGUGACUGUGAGGUGUUUCCCAAGAACCAUGCUGCACCGUUCUCCAAAGUGCUUACAUUCUACAGGAAAGAACCUUUCACUUUGGAUGCUUAUUACAGUGCACCCAAAGAACUUCCCUAUCCUGAUCCCUCUUUAGGUCAGUUCCAUGUGCAAAAAGUGGCCCCACAGGCUGAUGGAUCCAGUUCCAAGAUAAAGGUUAAAGUACGCGUAAAUGUCCAUGGUAUAUUUAGUGUCUCAAGUGCAUCUCUAGUUGAAGUCCAUAAGACGGAUGAUUCUGAGGAACCUAUGGAAACUGACCAUGCUGGGAAAGAGGAGGAGAAAAUGCAGGUUGAUCAAGAGGAGUCCAAAACAGAAGAAAGCCAAUUCGCGCAAGCUGAAAGCAAGCCUGGUUCUGAAGAAAUGGAGACAUCCCAAACUUCACCUAAGGAGAAGAAGAAUGAUCAGCCUCCUCAAGCCAAAAAACCUAAAGUGAAGACUAGCACAAUUGACUUGCCCAUUGAUCACUAUCCUCCAUGGCAAAUAGGAAGGGACAGCUUAAACCUGUUUAUUGAAAAUGAGGGAAAGAUGAUUAUGCAAGAUAAAUUGGAGAAGGAACGAAUUGAUGCAAAGAAUGCAGUGGAGGAAUAUGUCUACGAGAUGAGGGACAAACUGAGUGGAGAUUAUGAAAAGUUUGUCAAUGAAGAUGAUCGGAACAGUUUUAUUCUAAAGCUGGAAGACACUGAAAACUGGUUGUAUGAAGAUGGAGAAGAUCAGUCAAAACAAGUUUAUAUAGACAAACUAGCAGAUCUAAAGAAUUUAGGUCAGCCUAUCCAGACACGUUACCAAGAGUUUGCAGACCGACCAAAAUCAUUUGAAGACCUUGGAAAACAAAUUCAACUUUACAUGAAAAUUAUUAAUGCUUUUAAAAAUAAGGAGGAGGCAUACGACCACUUAGAUGCUGCUGACAUGGAGAAAGUUGAAAAGGGCACAAAUGAAGCUAUGGAGUGGAUGAAUAACAAAAUGAACCUGCAGAUGAAGCAGAACCUUACUGUAGACCCAGUGGUGAAAGCUAAGGACAUACAAGCAAAAACAAAAGAAUUGACGAGCACUUGCAACCCCAUAGUCUCCAAACCAAAACCCAAAGUGGAACCUCCAAAAGAGGAGCAGCCAGCCGGAGAGCAGAAUGGACCAGUAGACAGUGACGCAAAUAGCACGGGGCCGCAGGGUGCUGAACAGAGUGCAGACACGGCCGCUUCUGAUCCAGAAAAGAAACUUCCAGAAAUGGACAUUGAAUAAAUUCCAUAAUCUAUUUCUAUUCUCAAACAGUAUAACAUAUGACUCGGAACACUGAUCAGAGAAAAGUGACUGCAAAUUUCUCGUAGUUUCUUAGUAUAUCCCUAGGAUUUUCAGCUUUUUUUUUUUUUUUUUUUUUUUUUUUAUUAUACGCUUUGACAUUCGUAUUGGUUUGACAAAGUUCUUAUUUUUCUGUUGUACAUUGCUUUAGAGUAAGUCCUUGUUACUACGAUUUUAGCAAAGGCUGUAACAUGUACAUUUACCGAUAGGCUUGUAUCUGGAGUUACUCCAGGUCUGUAGCUUACUUUAGUAGUACUCAAGGUCUACCAAUGGGUUACUAGCUCAGAGAAGCUUAUUGCAGUCAGAGUAACACAACUGCAUCAUCCGCUUUUGUGUUCCUCAGAAUAUGCGGAAGUUUGUUUGCAUCUGUUCCACUAUCAAUUGUAUCUUCCUCCUUGACAGCUGGUUACCGGCAGUAAUCUCAGCCUCUUGCAUGGAAGCCUGGGCGCUUGUGGGGGCUAACAUGAAAUAGGAAUAUUAAAACCCAGCACUAGCUGCAGUCUUCUGAUAGUAACGUUUAUGUGCAUUUUCUUCAGAUUUGGGAAUGGUUUGAUCCAUAGAGUAUUAUAUUUUCCAUACAUCCAUGUUAAGUUUUAGCCUUGGUAUGUUAUGCACACCAUAAGCUGUUCUGUCCAUGAUUCAAUGAAUCCAGUGUGGUAACAAUUGUUUUUAAGAGAAAGCUUUGCAGAAGGUAGUUACUAUGUGGCUGCUCCUCCCAUACAUAGCCAAGAAACAUCCUUUGCAGUACUGUUGAAUUUCUAAGAACCUUGUUCGUUACGUCCCCAUCUCUCCUAGCUCACAGCAGAAAUGCUGUAAAAACAGGAGUUAAUCGAUAAGAAUAUUCACUUGAAGGGUGCGGGUGGUUUCACUUGCACCCAUGUAAUGCAGCUUGUUUGUUCAGUCAUCCUUCAUGUUAUUUUUAACAUGGGACAAGAUUUCGUAUUUGUUUAGUGGUAUACAAUUCUAGUAACCAUAUUGGUCCCAGAAGAAAACUGGAUCCUGUACGAAACACAUGAGGAUUGUGUAGCCAUAUUGUACUCGGGGACUCAUUCGGAGUACUCGAGUGCAACAUUAAAGCAUAAUUUUUAUGUUCAAUAAAGUUCAUAUCCCAUAGGAGACAAGUUUGUAUUUUCUUUUUUUUUAUUCUUAUUGUUGUUGAUGUUAUUACCAAAUCUCUUAACACCUGCAGCAAAUCCUGUCUGAAAAAUAAACUUGCUGGGUUGUAAUGGU
Bufo bufo (common toad) is the source of this 3804-nucleotide messenger RNA. It is a transcript of the gene HSPA4, whose product is annotated as heat shock protein family A (Hsp70) member 4. Gene Ontology annotation, biological process: protein folding. The record is from RefSeq and is a predicted model, not a curated record. Gene Ontology annotation, cellular component: nucleus; cytosol. The transcript is spliced from 19 exons. Bases 1 to 2517 code for a protein of 838 amino acids. Gene Ontology annotation, molecular function: ATP binding; ATP-dependent protein folding chaperone. Lineage: Eukaryota; Metazoa; Chordata; Amphibia; Anura; Bufonidae.